AUGUAUAAUUCAUCUGCUAAUUACAAUCAAUGUGACAGCGACAUAACUCUCAUAAGUUCGCCAAGUUUCUGUGAUCUUGAUGAGACAUCAAUCAUUGCUUCUAUGCCUGUUCGCGUAGUUUCACAACAAGUAAAAACAUCAUCCGAAAUUACACAAUCGAUAGCAUCAGAUGUUUCCUUCGAUGGAACUAAGCAGAUGAAAUCGAUGGAUAAUCAUGACUAUACAUUUCUUGAACAUGAGAUGAUUGAACAGAUUUUAUAUUAUUAUCAGCAAGAGCUUAGACAAGAAUCGAACACGCAAUUAGAUUGUACUCGGAAAUUAGUGAUACGUCUUGUUGAUUUUAUUCGGCCGUGUUAUGCUUCAAAUCAACGAAAAAUGAAAGAUUUAGAUGAACUAUUUAGUACCAUAUCGAAUAUGCACGACAAGAAAUGUUUCCAACAAAAAGAAAAAACUCUCAAGUUAGAAAAUGAAAUUUCACGCUUAGAAAAUUUCAUAAUCACCUCUGCAAAUCCAUAUAGUGCCAUAGCAAGUUUGCAUGAAACGAUUGACAAUGAAGAAUGGACGAAGCUAGAAGAAGAAACAAGAAAGCUCCAGACUUUAGUUGAAUACCAACGAAAUCAAAUCAAUGAACUUAUCAAACUUAUGCCGAAACAAGAAUUAUUCGAAAAUAAAACGCAACCAACGAGCACCUGUUUAAUAAUCUCUCCGUUGCCUCGAAAAACACCGCAUAAUGUUAGAAAAAAAUGUUGUCUCUGCAAUUAUGAAUAUCCAUUAGUACACACUGAAGUUGAAAUUCAAAAUCAUCUCGAAACUUGUUUGUAUAAAAUCACUUCUGAUACUCAAGAUGACUCCGUCGCAUCCGUAAACAUCGAUUGUCCAUUUUGCGAUAAAAAACUGCUCAACAACGGUGAUUCCGCUGACCUUCAUCAUAUGACAAUGUGUUGUAGUCAAUCAAAUGUCGUAUUUUAG
Rotaria socialis is the source of this 969-nucleotide messenger RNA. Lineage: Eukaryota; Metazoa; Rotifera; Eurotatoria; Philodinida; Philodinidae. The record is from the annotation of a GenBank genome assembly.